This is a messenger RNA of Symbiodinium necroappetens, 693 nucleotides long. Lineage: Eukaryota; Dinophyceae; Suessiales; Symbiodiniaceae. The record is from the annotation of a GenBank genome assembly.
AUGGCUUCGGGGUCCAGUAGCGGCUCCUCUUCGGGCACUUUGUCCAGCUGCAGCAGCCUGUCGGGCCGUGAUUCCGAAUUGAGUCGUUUGGCUUCGCAAUUGAAGGGGCUUCGCAUAAGCAAAGAGGCCGUUUUCGCUGACCUUGCUGCAUUGCUGCCUGAAGCUCCCAAAGGCUUCCCCUUGAACAAGCAGUAUGCGGGAGCCUUCGAUGGUGAUGACGCCGAUGUUGGCGAUGGCGAGCCGCCUGAGGUUGAUGAGGCCAAGGUGAAGAAAACCAAAAAAGCCGGGUCCACAAAGGAUGAUGAGAAUCCGAAGAGCGAGUCAGGUUCCAAAAAAACGGGGCCCACCAAGGAUGAUGAGAAUCCGAAGAGCAAGGCAGGUUCCAAAAAAACGGGGCCCAACACGAAGACACCUUCAGCUUCCGAAGAUGCACCACUUGACCCAGACUUCGAGCCUUACCUCCCGAACCUCUACAGUGAGAAGCGAUUGGCUUUCAUCGAUGCUCAUGCUGUGCAGUACGGUAAAAGGGAGGCGGCCAAGAUGUGGAACACGUCGAUUCAGAAGGCUAAGAUGCUGGCGGGUCUGGGCUUACGGGAGCUUAAGAAGAGGAAGUUCGUGCCGAAGGACACUGCCGAAAAUCCGUUUGUCAAGGUCGUCAAGCAGGCAAAGCUUGCAGCAGCGGGUGGGGCAUGA